Molecule: messenger RNA, 942 nt
Organism: Linderina pennispora
Lineage: Eukaryota; Fungi; Kickxellomycota; Kickxellomycetes; Kickxellales; Kickxellaceae
Product: Mg2+ transporter protein
Exons: 2
Coding region: 1-942 (313 amino acids)
Biological process (GO): intracellular magnesium ion homeostasis; magnesium ion transmembrane transport
Cellular component (GO): membrane
Molecular function (GO): magnesium ion transmembrane transporter activity
Source: RefSeq, a predicted model, not a curated record
AUGAUCCAAGCAGGCGGAUGUUUCUGGAUCGAUGUUUUGCGCCCAUCGUUCCAGGAGAUGCACCUGAUUAGCAAAAUCUUUGGCAUCCAUGCGCUAACCGUCGAGGACAUUAUGACGCAGGAUGUGCGCGAAAAGUGCGAGGUCCACGCAAACUACUAUCUGGUCAGCUUCCGCUCCUUUGACGCGGACCCAAACAGCGAGCUGUACUUGGAGCCCAAAUGCAUCUACAACGUGGUCAUGCGCUCAGGCAUUAUCACUUUCCACAUGGACCCGGCCGUGCAUCAGUACCACGUGUUGCGGCGCAUUCGCCGCCAGAUCGACCAUAUCGUGGUGACGCCCGACUGGCUCAACUACGCAAUCAUCGACGACAUCACCGAUCUGCUAGCGCCAAUCAUGCAGAUGAUUGAGUUUGAGGUUGAUUCGAUCGACGAGCUGGUGCUGGUUAUUUCGUCGUCUGAGCAGUCUGACAUGCUGCUGCGUAUUAGCACCGUGCGUAAGCGCAUCAUGAUGGUAUUGCGGCUUCUGCAAGGCAAGGCGGACGUCGUGCACAACUCAGACACGGCCAUGGAGGCCGCUCUGGACCAGCGCAAGGGCCACGAGGUUCUCCUGUACCUCGGCGAUGUACUUGACCAUAUCGUGACGAUGACGCAAAAUGCGACGCACUAUGACGGUGUGCUGGGUCGUGCGCACGCCAAUUACCUGGCGCAAAUAUCGAUUGAGCUGACUGUGUCGUCGAACCGCACCAACGACGUUGUGGCAAAGCUGUCGGCGCUAGCAGCCAUUGUUGUACCACUGAACUUUGUCACGGGAAUGUUCGGGUCAAACUUCUUGGUGCCAUUCCAGAACUACGAUGGCCUGGCACCGUUCUUCACGGUGCUGGCAAUGUGCUUGGGGUUCGUCGUUGUUGUCUUUGCCUGGGCGCGGUGGAGGCAGAUACUGUGA